Molecule: messenger RNA, 2690 nt
Organism: Fusarium verticillioides 7600
Lineage: Eukaryota; Fungi; Ascomycota; Sordariomycetes; Hypocreales; Nectriaceae
Exons: 4
Coding region: 186-1502 (438 amino acids)
Source: RefSeq, a predicted model, not a curated record
AGCUAAUCGUAGCCGUGAGACAGCAGUUUAGCAUUGCAAUAAUUGUUGUCGAUAUUGUCACGAUGCAUGUCAUUCCUUGAAACACUAUUCCAGUAGCGAGACUAAUCGCAUCUUCUCUUCUCUUCUUAUAACUUGAGCACUUUUUAUUUGUUUUCCUCGUCCGCGGCAGCGGCAGAGAAGGCGACAUGUUAACUCGGCAGACAGCUCUGCGACAAGCAGUUCUCCCCACGACGAGGUUCCAAACCCAACGAAUAGUCGCCAGCCAGAGUCGGCCUCUCAACAGGCGAAUAUCGUUCUUGCCUUGGCGCCAAAGGCAAUCGAAUCCUAUACCGGUCUACUUCUCUAAGCCCAAUCCUUUAACAAUCGCCAACGGGGUGAACUCAGUCUACCACGGAAGCGCAAACCAGGCGGGGUCCGAGGAAGCUAAGAGAAGACUGAGAAAGGCGAAAUGGAUUCUCUUCCGAUAUCGACUCCGCCGAGCGAUCUUCACAACUAUUGUGCUCUAUGCUUGUUGGCAAAUCUUCAUCGCCGUUGUAUUCGAUCCCAUAUUCGACUGGGCUGACGCAGAAUGGGAGGCGCUGUCCGAAAAAGAGAAGGAGGAAGCCGAGGCCCUCCACGACCCUGACGAGCCGUUGGUGUUUCUCCCAUUUCCAUUCACAACCGAAGAAGUCAAGCAACCACCAUAUCGAGGUUCUGACCCAGAGUGGCAAACAUUCGUCAAAAUCAGCCAGGAUAAGAAGCUCCUUCAGGAGAUCAAGAGUGGUCUAGCAAACGAGAUCAAGCGUGGUGUUGAGCGGAAUCCUGCCUUCAAUAAGCUUCUUGGUGGAGAAAUAACCGUGAGGAAGUACUGGCUUGACAUAAUCUUCCCGCCUGCUCCUCCGCCGAUACACUAUGUCUCUGGGAUUAUGAUUGACGAAGAGGGCAUCUUCUGGGGUGAUCGACCCAUCGACUCGAUUGCUGCUAGCUUUCUUGCUAAAGCACUUUACCCCAAAGCUCUCGCUAUGGGUUGCUGGACCUUUGUCAGUUUCUUAACGAAACAAGUAGCGCUGGAUAUCUCAAAAGCAAUCGGCUUAAGUGAACCUGAUCCCCCGGCAUCUGGGUGGCACCAAGUGCCUGUGGGAAACCUACCUGGCAUAAUCCCACCUCCGGCUGCCACCAGAACAGCAGUCCAGCACGAUUCUAAGGCACAUACUGCACAUCUUCCACCAGUCUUCAACGAGAUCAUCAGCGCUGCAUUUGGUCCAGACGCAAAACUAGAUCCUCGUCUUCAAGCUGCAACCAUGGCUGGUGCUCUCGCCUUUCUGCGCCAUUGGAAGCCUACCAAGAGCCUGCCCGGUAGGGGAUGCAUCAGAGUUGAUGGUAUUGUUGAACUCAAGGGAAAGACAGCGGUCAUGGCAGUUCUCGUUGCGGGUUAUUACGAUCCCAAGACUCGUCAGUACGUGGCUGUCCAGACCAUGCUCAAGCACUUGAUGCAGCUGAAGCAACGGCCCGCGCCUGGCUAGACUUGUAUCAUAGAACAAAAUAAAUUUCGGAAAUUAUGCAGGGCUUGGCAUGGCGUGGCGCAUGGAACAGGUUUGGCUUGAGAUACCAUAGGAGAUUUAGAAUAUCACCGUUUGAUAUUGCCUCGUACUACCCUACCCACUUAACCUGUGCUGUGAAAAGAUGCAGCAUGAACAUUUAUAUGCUCCCUAUAAGCCUAUUCCUUAGGCCAAUCCACAAAGAAAAGAAGAAACGCAUCCGUAUACCCGCCCAACACCAGUACCAUCCCAUGCCUUCCCAUAUCCCGCUCAUAAAAGGCAUCGUAGGAUAUUGUUCGCGCUUGCAAACUCUUCCCUCAUCCAAUUCUGAACUAGCUGCCAACACUAGAUUUAGUAAGGGUUAUUCGAAUUGUCCAUGCAGUUGCCCGCCUGCCUUCUCCCAUGCCCUGACUGAUGAUGUUGGUAGUGUUAAUUCCUCAGGACGUUGAUCGAGAUGGUGAAAACUUCUAACUCAACCUCCGGGCCGCCUAGAACACGCUCAUUUCGUGGAAUGGCAGCGAUGAGAUGUGACUCGAGUACGUUGAGCCCUGGGUGCAGCAUUGCCUCAAAAGCGCGCUCAUGAGGUUGCUGGCCAGGAGCUUGGUGAUGAAUGGGCUUAAGCGGUUGCUUGUUGACCAGUGUCCAUAGGCUGUAUUGUCUAUUCUGUAAAUGGCUGGGUAUUGCGGUGACGGCAAGAAUACGGGUGAGAUGAGGUGGCAGGUUGAGAGUGGCAGACUGUUCCAUCUCCUUAGGGUUGGGUCUGAUGGUUGCCAGUAUAGGACUGUGUGAUUGAAGAGUGGGGUGAACCUGAAUCUUCAUACUCUCAAUAAGAGCAUCGUCGAUACCUAGAUUUGUUAGUGUUUACCGCAAGCAAAUGUUUUUGGGCGAAUUACCUUUACCGGCGCGACGAGGAUGCUUCUGGUCCAUAUACCCAUUAACAAGCGGAUUGGUGAUCGGUUGGGGCGGCGCCACAGGUACAGGAGCAGGUACAGCAACGGGAGCAGCCGCAGGAACCGUAGGAGUCGCUUGGCUAGGUGCAGCGCUAGGCGGUUGUGACGCAACUGCUGGUGAUGCCCUUGAGGCCUCGUCCGCCUUGAGAGCAGCACUCUGUACAGAAGGACUAGGAGAUGGCACGGCAGAUAACGAUGUGCUUCUAGCCUUUUCCAACUGAGG